Oncorhynchus keta (chum salmon) is the source of this 3953-nucleotide messenger RNA. Its product is annotated as interleukin-13 receptor subunit alpha-2-like. NCBI's taxonomy places the organism in Eukaryota, Metazoa, Chordata, Actinopteri, Salmoniformes, Salmonidae. The transcript is spliced from 9 exons. The record is from RefSeq and is a predicted model, not a curated record. Bases 479 to 1318 code for a protein of 279 amino acids. Gene Ontology annotation, molecular function: protein binding.
CUGCCGAAGUCCGGGGUGUAUUCAUUAGUAAGAAUUUCUGACUAAAAAUGUGAGUUUCUAGCGGUUUCUGUUGCAAAACGUUUUGCAACAGAAACCGUUAGAAACGCACAUUUUUCGUUUGAAGUUAUUGGGCAAAUUCAAGUAGUUCCCUCCCAAUGCACGACCUGUGCGUUGGCAUCACCCUGGGUGUUCAUCGGCUUCAAGGGCAUCCUGCUGUAUGGCAAACCUGCCCAGAAAGAGAAGUACCUGCCCAAACUAGGCACAGUUUGUUCCAGUCACUGGCAGCAGAGAACUGGAAGGAGAGGCGGCAAAAUGAAGAAUUGGUUUUGGGGGUGACCAGAGAGAGAGACCUGCUGGAGCGCGUGCUACAGCUCUCCCUGAGCCGCUCAACCUGUCAUUGGCGUGGGAGUCUGAAUUCCGUAUAAAGCUGUCGUGGAACGCACCAAAGGAUUUAGAUGCAUCAUGCAAGGUGAACUACAUGAUCACUACAACGAUCGGAGAGAGAAGACCCAAAGUAGAGACAACUUUCAAGUUGUAUAAAGAGUAUAGACUCUCUACAGAAGAUGCAGUGAAUUACACAGUGCAAACAAACCCCAAACACUGUACAGGUAGAACCAUAAGCAAACCUGUCAGCAAAUCCAUCACUAAACCCACAGAGUUGGUGAAGAACUUCCAGUGUUCCCUCUACUCCUCUAAGGCCAUGAACUGCAGCUGGCUCCCAGCCAAUCAGGCCUCAGACCUCCAGCUCUACUAUGGGUACCUUGGUCCCUCCCACAUAGCAGCAUGCAGUGAGUACCAGUACAGAGAAGGUCAGAGGACAGGAUGUCACCUGAGAGGAUCCUUCCUUCAAUAUGACGUCUACUUCAAGGUCAAUGGGACUCUCGAUGGCUUAUCUGUACAGAAUAACUUCCUGGUGCUUCCUAGAUAUCAUGUCAAGCCCCCAGCCCCUAAAGUAAAGAUCACAGAGGAAGGUAGGAAUCUCAUCCUGAGCUGGGACCCUCCGGACAUAGGCGCUGUCCACUGCUGGAAUUUCAUCUUAAAAUACAACAAGUGUCAAGAGUCUCUGGGUAAGGAAAUACAAUUGGAACAUGUACCAGGGAAGGUUUCAUAUGACCAGAGAUGCCAGUACAGAGUCAAGCUUAAAGCAGUCUAUACGAAAUGGUGUGGGGAGGGAGGCAGCGACUGGAGCGAAGAGGAAAUCUAUGGCACAGAAAUAAGUUUUCCCCCCAAGAUUCCCCCGAGGACCCUAACUGCACUGCUUAAGAGUGUCCGGAGUGGGAGCUCCGCAAUCGAUCAUAGAUCAGCACUCCAGCUCUGAAACCACUCAUGACUGCAAUUCUUCCUCUCUCUAUACCUCUCUCUUUCCUUUCUUCAGUGCUGCUCAAGCAGCUCUGGAUUUCUGUGCUUCUCCACCCUAGCUUUUGAUGCAGCCUUCUUUCUUUUCUGCCAAGAUAACAAGAAGUUUAGAUUAAUCAGAUUCUGUUCUAGAUUAUUGCACAUCCACUAAAAGGGGCAUUACACUCAAAAAAUGUAACGUUUGGCACGUUUGCACACCUCAAAAGUAGUCUUAUGUCUCAAAAGUAGACUUAAAGGGAUAGAUCACCAAAAUUACCAACGUACAUUGGAUUCCUUACCCUGUAAGCAGUCAAUGGACAAGGCAAGACAGCAGUCCAUGCUUUGGUUUAUAGCACAAAACCACUGCAAGUGGAUAUCCUCGAUUUUUAUAAGCAUUUUCACAUUCCAUGUCCAAAUCAUCCCAGUGCCAAAAAUUGAUUGUCUAGCUCAAUAAAGUUAGUUUAAGAUGAUUUGGACAUGAAAUGUGAAAUAUGCUAAUAUCACAGAUAUUCAGUUAAAUUGGUUUUGUGCUAUCAAUGUUAAAAAGAUGGAGACUGUGACCAGGUAAACAAAACCCAAGCAAGGAUUGCUGUGUUCUCUUGUUAAUAGACUGCUUACAGGGUAAGGAAGCAAGCAGAAUACUACCCUGUACCCCACUGCUGGCUUGCCUCGGAAGCUAAGCAGGGUUGGUCCUGGUCGGUCUCUGGAGACCAGAUACUGUUGGAAGUGGUGUCGGAGGGCCAGUAGGAUGCACUCUUUCAUCUUGUCUAAAAAAAUAUAUAUCCCAAUGCCCUGGGGCAUUGCUUUGUGUAGGGUGCUGUCUUUCAGAUGGGAUGUUAAAUGGGUGUCCUGACUCUGUGAUCACUAAAGAUCCCAUGGCACUUAAGAGUAAGGGUGUUCUGACUAAAUUCCCAAUCUGGCGACCUAAUCAUCCCCAGCUUCCAUUUGGCUCAUUCAUCCCCCCUCUCCCCUGUAAUUAUUCCCCAGGUCAUUGCUAUAAAUGAGAAUGACUUCAGUCAAUUUAACUGGCACAAUGAGGGUUAAAUAAAAUGACAUAUUGGUUUAUUUAACUAUCAAUUUAAAUCCACAUCCCAGGCCAUUUAUUGUGUAGACACACCUACAGUGCCUUGCGAAAGUAUUCGGCCCCCUUGAACUUUGCGACCUUUUGCCACAUUUCAGGCUUCAAACAUAAAGAUAUAAAACUGUAUUUUUUUGUGAAGAAUCAACAACAAGUGGGACACAAUCAUGAAGUGGAACGACAUUUAUUGGAUAUUUCAAACUUUUUUAACAAAUCAAAAACUGAAAAAUUGGGUGUGCAAAAUUAUUCAGCCCCUUUACUUUCAGUGCAGCAAACUCUCUCCAGAAGUUCAGUGAGGAUCUCUGAAUGAUCCAAUGUUGACCUAAAUGACUAAUGAUGAUAAAUACAAUCCACCUGUGUGUAAUCAAGUCUCCGUAUAAAUGCACCUGCACUGUGAUAGUCUCAGAGGUCCGUUAAAAGCGUAGAGAGCAUCAUGAAGAACAAGGAACACACCAGGCAGGUCCGAGAUACUGUUGUGAAGAAGUUUAAAGCCGGAUUUUGAUACAAAAAUAUUUCCCAAGCUUUAAACAUCCCAAGGAGCACUGUGCAAGCGAUAAUAUUGAAAUGGAAGGAGUAUCAGACCACUGCAAAUCUACCAAGACCUGGCCGUCCAUCUAAACUUUCAGCUCAUACAAGGAGAAGACUGAUCAGAGAUGCAGCCAAGAGGCCCAUGAUCACUCUGGAUAAACUGCAGAGAUCUACAGCUGAGGUGGGAGACUCUGUCCAUAGGACAACAAUCAGUCGUAUAUUGCACAAAUAUGGCCUUUAUGGAAGAGUGGCAAGAAGAAAGCCAUUUCUUAAAGAUAUCCAUAAAAAGUGUCGUUUAAAGUUUGCCACAAGCCACCUGGGAGACACACCAAACAUGUGGAAGAAGGUGCUCUGGUCAGAUGAAACCAAAAUUGAACUUUUUGUCAACAAUGCAAAACGUUAUGUUUGGCGUAAAAGCAACACAGCUCAUCACCCUGAACACACCAUCCCCACUGUCAAACAUGGUGGUGGCAGCAUCAUGGUUUGGGCCUGCUUUUCUUCAGCAGGGACAGGGAAGAUGGUUAAAAUUGAUGGGAAGAUGGAUGGAGCCAAACACAGGACCAUUCUGGAAAACCUGAUGGAGUCUGCAAAAGACCUGAGACUGGGACGGAGAUUUGUCUUCCAACAAGACAAUGAUCCAAAACAUAAAGCAAAAUCUACAAUGGAAUGGUUCAAAAAUAAACAUAUGGUGUUAGAAUGGCCAAGUCAAAGUCCAGACCUGAAUCCAAUCGAGAAUCUGUGGAAUGAACUGAAAACUGCUGUUCACAAAUGCUCUCCAUCCAACCUCACUGAGCUCGAGCUGUUUUGCAAGGAGGAAUGGGAAAAAAUGUCAGUCUCUCGGUGUGCAAAACUGAUAGAGACAUACCCCAAGCGACUUACAGCUGUAAUCGCAGCAAAAGGUGGCGCUACAAAGUAUUAACUUAAGGGGGCUGAAUAAUUUUGCACGCCCAAUUUUUCAGUUUUUGAUUUGUUAAAAAAGUUUGAAAUAUCCAAUAAAUGUCGUUCCACUUCA